Tachyglossus aculeatus (Australian echidna) is the source of this 1155-nucleotide messenger RNA. Its product is annotated as olfactory receptor 140-like. Gene Ontology annotation, cellular component: membrane. The transcript is spliced from 3 exons. NCBI's taxonomy places the organism in Eukaryota, Metazoa, Chordata, Mammalia, Monotremata, Tachyglossidae. Bases 1 to 1155 code for a protein of 384 amino acids. Gene Ontology annotation, molecular function: olfactory receptor activity. Gene Ontology annotation, biological process: G protein-coupled receptor signaling pathway. The record is from RefSeq and is a predicted model, not a curated record.
AUGCAUGGACACGAGAAAAUUCUUGGCCAUUUCUGUCCUUUGUGUUUACUUGGCUAUCACUGUCACUUGAAUAUUGGCUCCAGCCAUAUCCCAUCAGAGGCUAAGUCAUCAGCUGUAAAACUGUCAGGAUUCUGCCAUCCCAAUUGUGAUUCUGUUGUGUAUUUCUCUGGACAGCGGCGUUACACACUGGAAAAAUGGCUGGAGAAUUUCCUCUCUUACUUCCAGCAGCUCGUAAUCAUAAUGGCCUUCGAGAAGCUUCGUCACCCCCCUAAUCAUCUCUGUUGUUCUUCUCUGGCUCUUCUCCAGUUCCACUUUAUCUUUCUCAAGAUGGUGCAACCAGAUCACAUAUCAAGUUACUUUGAGAUCUCUUCCCUUGAACCAUGCUUGAUAGCUCUGAGUCCAUUUUCAUAUAAUUAUAAUUUGGAUUGUUUCUCCUUAGAUACCUGCUAUAGAUCCUGUGUUGCUCCCAAGAUGAUUAUAGAUUUGCUGCAGGAGAGGAAAACGAUCUCCUUCCGUGACUGCAUGUCACAGCUCUUUGUAGGUCAUUUGUACACCAGUGCUGAGAUCAUCCUCCUCAUGGCGAUGGCCUUUGACUGCUACAUGGCCACCUGUAAGCCCCUGCACUACACAGCCAUUAUGAGUCAGCACGUGUGUGGCCUGCUGAUGUGGGUGGCCUGGAUAGGAGACUUCCUUCAAGCAACCAUCCAGAUCCUCUUUAUGGUCCAGUUGCCAUUCUGUGGCCCUAACGUGAUCGAUCACUUCAUCUGUGACUUGUUCCCUUAUUUGAAGCUUGCUUGCACAAACACCCAGGUCUGCCGCCUGGUGGUCGUGGCCAACAGUGGGGUGAUGUGUAUGAUAAGUUUUCUCCUACUGGUCUUUUCUUACAUCGUCAUCUGGCACUUCGUGAGGACUCACAUUUCUGCAGGGAGAUGGAAAUCCCUCUCUACCUGUGUCUCCCACAUUGUCAUAGUCGUUUCGUUCUUCUUUCCAUGUAUUUUCAUGUACAUAAGGCCCAGGUGCAUUCUCCCUGUGGUCAUAUCGGCGCCCAUAUUUUACACUAUCAUCACCCCCAUGUUGAACCCCUUCAUCAACACCAUGAGAAACACGGAGGUGAAAAGUGUCAUGAAGAAGCUGUGGAGCAGGAAAGUGAAAUGA